This is a messenger RNA of Phyllostomus discolor (pale spear-nosed bat), 2779 nucleotides long. RefSeq names its product sperm acrosome associated 6 (gene SPACA6). The record is from RefSeq and is a predicted model, not a curated record. The transcript has 9 exons. Lineage: Eukaryota; Metazoa; Chordata; Mammalia; Chiroptera; Phyllostomidae. Bases 1746 to 2714 code for a protein of 322 amino acids. Gene Ontology annotation, biological process: fusion of sperm to egg plasma membrane involved in single fertilization.
GAGGGAGAGAGAGAAGAAAACGGGAGUCUGAGAAAGGCGCUGAGAGAGAAGAAAAAGACAGCGGAGCCGAGGGAGAAACACGCCGAUGCAGGAGGCGGUGGGAACCAGGUGAGACCGAAGCUGAGACAGCCAGGCGGCCGCAGGACGUGAGACAGAACCAUAAAGAUGGAGCUGCAGCUGGGGCAGUGAGCGAGACAGAGAACUGGCCAGAGGGAGAGACCCCCCAGGUGCACAGACUCUUAGCCCAGGGGUGGGAGGGUGGGUGCUGGGUGCCGCCCACCUGGGAAGCCUCCCCUCUCCCCCGCCAACACUGGCUGGCAUUGACCAAGUCCCUGCACCUCUCUCGGGCUCAGCCUGCCCACCUGCAAAACGGGGGGGAGGGGCUGCUGAUAGCGCCCGGAUCUCUGGGCUGAAAUGGCAGGGGCCCAGGGCAGUGUUGGAGCUCAGGGAUCGUAGCUGUCGUCAUUAUAAAUGAUGAGAGGCCAGAACAAGGAAUAAGAGAAGGGGGAAAGACCCAGAGAGGCUUUGAAGCUUUCUUAUGCCCUGGCCUGCCUCAGCCUGAUCCUGGAUUCCCGAAUCUGACAGGUGGGUAGGGAGCCUUCUUGCCCAAGGGGCCAAACUGCAAAGCAGGUGAGAUUCCCUCUGACCCUGCAUCCAGGAAGCCAGGCUGCUGUGCCUUCCCCAGGGAGACAGGCCUGGCUGGACUCACCGGGCUGAGGGAGGAGGGGCUGGGGCCUGGACUCCAGGGACCUUGGGGAGGAUGGGGCUGGGGGCCUGAACUCUUGGAUCCCCCUUGAGGAUGGGCCAGGGGACUGAUUCCUGGGUUCCUUGGGGAGGAGGGGGCCGGGGGCCCGGAUUCCUGGGUCCUGGCACCCACCCGUAGAACCGACCUUGCGGGGCCUUCGCCGCACACAAGCUCGUGUCUGUGGGUCCGUGUCGGGGGCUCACCAUCGCAGCUGGGGCCUCCCCGGCCCUCCCCACCCUCCCUGGCCCUCCUGGCCCCUGUCUGUCUGCCCAUCCAUCUGUCUGUCCACCUGCCGCGCCCCCCGGGCUGAGGUAGGAGGUUGUAUAGUUGAGGAGGACACCCACGGAGAUCACUAUACGGCCUCCUAGCUUUCCCCAGGCUGCGCCCUGCACGGGACGCCCACCCGGCGGGGACCCCCAGCCCCUGCCCCACCCCGCUGGGCUCAGGGGGCUGCUGCAGGGACCCUGGGAGGAGGAGCAGGGCUGUCUCUCCUGUCCUUGUUCCUUCAUUGUCUCUCCCCUUCAGCCUCAAAGACUUCCUCUCCCAUGAAGAAAUCUCUUCUGCUUUCUCUGUCUCUCCAUCUCUCUCUUAUUGUGCUUUCUGAUGUCUCUCCAAGUCUGUUUCUGCCUCUGAGGCACUCACAGUGUCUCUGCGGCAUCUCUAUCUCUGACCCAGCCCACACCCCAUCCCAGGGCCUGUCCAGCCACCAUACACCGUAUUGCCGGCCUCUGGGUCCCUGAGACCCUUUAACCUGUGAGGAUGUCCAGGAUCACAGGUGAGGUUCUUGGGAGCCUGGCAUCCGGCCCAACCACAGCUUGAAGAUUGCGGGCGUGACCCCUGACCCCUGACUCUCUGACAUCCUUCCCUCCCUAAAAACCCCAAGCCUGACAUUUGACCUGCAAAUGAAAUCUGACCUCUGACCUCAUACCAUAAGCCCCUCCCCAUCCCACAAUGACCUCACAAAGGUCACCAGCUUCUUGCCUACCCAAGACCCUUUGCAAUGGUUCAGUUGGCUCCAGCAAGUGCUGUCCCAUGCGCCAUGGUGGCCCUCACAGUCUUUGGGGCACCCACUUGGGCCUGCCUCUUCUGCUUCACAUCCUACAGUGAGCGCCUCCUUGUCUGCCAGACCUUCGUGGGCAUGGAGGGUCCCAAGCUCAAGAAGUGUGAGGAGGCGUUCACAGCUGCCUUUCAGCGCCUCCAGGACACCGAAAUCAACUAUGACGAGAGAAGCCACCUACACGACUCCUUCACCCAGAUGACCCACUCCCUCCAAGAGGUGGCCACCGCCCAGGGGUCCUUUGAGGUGGCCUUCCUUGAUGCCGCGGACCAAAUGCGGAAGGUCAUUACACAGCUUAAAGAAGUCCCGGCCUGCAUCCCUCCCUGCGGACUCCAGGAGCUCUCCCGGCGUUUCCGCUGCCACGGGUGCUACUCCACGGUUUGCGACCUCCCGCUGGACUGCCCAGUUCAGGACGUGACAGUGAAUCGGGGAGAUCAGGCUAUGUUCUCUUGCACGGUGAACUUCCAGUUGCCAAAGGAGGAGAUCACCUAUUCCUGGAAGUUCGCAGGAGGAGGUGUCCGGACCCAAGACCUGUCCUUCUUCCGAGAGAUGCGGCGGGCCCAUGGAUACCUGGCCCGGAUACGGCCCGUGCAGCCAACGCACCACGGGACCUUCUCGUGCGUGAUCUCGCACGAUCAGCGCCCCCUGGCGCGACUCUACUUCUUUCUUAACGUGACUGGUCCGCCUCCGCGUGGGGAAACUGAGCUCCAGGUUUUAUUUCGGGAAGUGCUUCGUUGGGCGCCGCGGGAGACGAUCGAACACUGGAGGCCUAACCUGGGCGAGCUGCUGGCCAAGCCUGGGGCUCUGACGCUGAGCAACCAGUGCCUGCUCGCAGCCGCCGCCGCCUUUGCUUCAGCCGGUGUGACCCUGCUGGCGUGGAUGUUCUUUCGAUGGUACUUCAGUGGCAACUAAUAAAGGUAUCUUUCUCUUCCUUAUCCUAUUUCCAUUCCUAAAAUAAAGAAUAUAUUUCAGCUGUA